UUUAUAUUCUUACAAAGAGAGACACCAACAGAAGUUAACUUAAGCUUAAGUUCCUGUAAGAACAAAAAGUUAAAUUAGGGUUUUGAGCUCUGAAUACCGCAACAAUGGCGGAAGAAAAUGUGAAGUCAAAUGAUCGUCCUACCUUUAUGCUUUACAACUCCAUGACUAAGCAAAAGGAAGUUUUUAAAACCAAGGUUCCAAACAAGGUUUCAAUGUAUGUUUGUGGUGUUACUGCGUAUGAUUUCAGCCACAUUGGUCAUGCUCGUGCGUAUGUUGCUUUCGAUGUUCUUUACCGAUACUUGAAGGAAUUGGACUAUGAAGUUACAUAUGUUCGGAAUUUCACUGAUGUUGAUGACAAGAUUAUACGUAGAGCAAAUGAGCGUAAGGAGAAAGAUCCAGAAGAUCCACUGAGUGACCCUUUAAUGUUAAGCAAUCAUUUUUGUGAAGAGUUCCUUAAGGAUAUGGAUGAUCUACAGUGCCUGCUUCCUACUCAUCAGCCACGCGUUUCUGAUCACAUGGAUCAGAUUAGAGACAUGAUAGCUAAGAUAAUUGAAAAAGGUUAUGCGUAUCCUCUUGAUGGAGAUGUUUAUUUUGCCGCUGAUAAGUUCCCAAAUUAUGGGAAAUUAUCUAGGCGGAAGCUUGAGGACAAUAGAGCAGGUGAAAGGGUUGCUGUAGAUUCUAGAAAGCGUCAUCCUGCUGAUUUUGCUUUAUGGAAGGCUGCUAAACCUGGUGAGCCAAGUUGGGACAGUCCUUGGGGUCCAGGAAGGCCAGGAUGGCACAUAGAAUGCAGUGCAAUGAGUGCUCAUUACCUGACUUUCUCUUUUGAUAUCCACGGUGGUGGAAUGGAUUUGAUAUUUCCACAUCAUGAAAACGAGCUGGCCCAGAGUUGCGCUGCAUGUGAAGAGACUGACAUUGGUUACUGGUUGCAUAAUGGGUUUGUGACUAUUAAUGAAGAGAAGAUGUCAAAGUCAACUGGAAACUUCUUUACUAUUCGUGAGGUUACCAAACAAUACCAUCCCUUGGCUUUGAGGUACUUCUUGCUGAGCAUGAACUACAACUCUCCUGUCAAUUAUUCAUUGUCACAAUUAGAUAUUGCAUCUGAUGCAGUCUUCUUUGUUUAUCAGACGCUGCUAGAUUGUAGGAAUGCUAUAUUGUCUUUUGAUAGUGGAAACUCAAAUGACAAGCCUAAAUCAAAUACCAAACAACCUAGUAAACCUUCUGAGGCUAAGAAUCUGAAGACAGAUUUUGAAUGCAAAAUGGCUGAUGAUUUGCACACGGCAGAAAUUUUGAAGGGCAGUCUUCAACAUGCACUUACGGCUAUUAACAACGAAUUAAACGGGCUUAAGAAGAAGCAGAAGCAACAAAAAAUGUUGGCUGUUCAGGCUCUUAAAGAAUUGGAGGAGGCAGUCACUAAGGUUUUGGAUAUCCUAGGGUUGCUUUCUACUCUGCCGUAUUCUGAGGUUUUGCAGCAGUUGAAGGAGAAGGCUUUAAUUAGAGCCGAGCUAACUGAAGAUGAGGUAUCACGUCUAAUAGAAGAAAGGGCUGCUGCUAGAAAAAUCAAAGAUUUUACAAAAACUGACCAGUUGAGGAGUGAAUUAACCGCUAAGGGUAUCAGCUUGAUGGAUUUACCCACAGGCGGCACGGUUUGGAGGCCAUGUCAGCCAAAGUGAAGCAAUUAACAAAAUGAUUAAACUGAUUCUUUUUGUUUUAGACUUGAAGGUAACACAUAUACACUUGAGAAAUUGUAUGCACAAUUUUGUUGUGGGGUUUCAUCUUGUUUCCCCAUUUCAGUCAACUUAUCUUUGUGUCCAAAACAAUCAUACAGCAAACUAGUAAAUUAUGAACACUUUUUUUUACAACUUUUUCUCCCCCUUUGUCUGGUUCUGUUCUUUUUGAUUCAUGUAUCUUUCAUUUAAUUUUUUUUUAUGUGAUGGAGGAAGGGUUUCAGUCGAAUCGAGUCUAAUGUGAUUUGGUUUGGCAGCAAAUGUAUAGAGAAGUAGAUUAUUAAAGACCCAGCUGCUGGUGUUUGUUACCAGAUCGA
Messenger RNA from Chenopodium quinoa (quinoa), 2041 nucleotides. RefSeq names its product cysteine--tRNA ligase 2, cytoplasmic-like. Gene Ontology annotation, molecular function: ATP binding; cysteine-tRNA ligase activity. Gene Ontology annotation, biological process: cysteinyl-tRNA aminoacylation. The transcript has 9 exons. Lineage: Eukaryota; Viridiplantae; Streptophyta; Magnoliopsida; Caryophyllales; Amaranthaceae. Gene Ontology annotation, cellular component: cytoplasm. The record is from RefSeq and is a predicted model, not a curated record. Bases 105 to 1670 code for a protein of 521 amino acids.